UCCUGUUUCCCGGAUGCCACACUACUUAGGUGGCCUCCGUCUUCAGUGGCUGGGAUGAUCCCAUCCCUGAUGUCCAGAGUUGGGGGUCAACCCAAAGACAAAGGCGUGAAGACUCUUCCUGGGUCUGAUCCCAUAGGAGCCCAGUGGCCAGGAGGAGUCGAUGGCCACACCAGGACUGACCGGUGCUUCCUUUUGUCACAUGACUGGAAGACGUGGUCCCGCCUGCUGCGUCUAGCGGCCUCAUCCCGAUGCAGGCCCCCCAAUCCUUGGCAGUAGAGUUACUGUCACCUCACUUCAUGUCCCAGCAGCCAUUGCAGUUGUCGUAAUCGCAGCACACUCACUGACUUGAGCAGAGUUGUGUUUCUUGAAAGUCACCUCGCAUGAUGUCCACCCGAUCGGCGCUGCCAGCCCCCCGUCCCCUGUCCCCUACACGUGCGUCGCAUUUCAUGGGCCUGUCAGAUCUGCACUGUUCUUUAUCCCACAACGCAUCGUGACGGCUCGUUUCACUCCGCCAUCGUAUUGAGGUCGACUUUGUCUCUGUUGAGACGUGAAGAUUUUAUUUUGAGGCCACAAUGUGAUCAGUUUGUUGAAAGUCCCUGCCUUGUCACCUGCUGUUUGUCCCCCACUGAGUCCUGAACUUUUGCUCGACUCUUCUCUGUCUUCUUUCAGUCCCGGUAGUCGCUGAGCCUCCAAAGGUGACCACAAUGACGACCACCACAUCGGCACAGACUUUAACGACCGAGGCUCCAGAAACCACGACGGCCGUCCCAAGCGAAACACCGCAGGCCAAAGUGGGCGAAUCAGACACCAAAAGAGAUGAGAAGAGUGCAGAAGAAGAGAAGGCUGAGGAACGAGUGAGCAACAUGGAGGAAGAAAAGAGGACCAAGGACGAGGAGGAGGAGGAGGAGGAGGAGAAGAAGGGGCGAGAGAAAGACAAAGAAGGUGGGGCUCACCUCCUGCCAUCUCGUAUCAUGGUUUUUGAAGCCCGUCCCGUAGAUCCGAUGUCUCCCACCUCCACUUCUGCUUCCUUGAUGUUGUCUUGAGCCCACCCUGCCACUCUGAUCGUCUUAAUGGUUUAUGAGGCCCGUCCCACACUGUAGUCCAGACGUUUCACAACUUGUCUCGUGCCCAUCCUGCCACUCUGAUGGUUUAUGAGGCCCGUCCCGUACCGUAGAUCCGAUGCCCCCCACUGCCACUCCCACCUCCACGAUGCACCUUUCAUUGUUUCGUAGGAUGAAUGGCCGGGAGGGGGAGGGGUUUAUUAAUCUCUCUGGUCUCGAUGGCUUUGGUGUUGGCGACUGGUGACCUCAUCAGAGUUGUCAUAAAGACAAUCGUGGACUCGAUAAGUCAGUCCAAGGAGUCACCCCGAUGAACCACCUCCAUGCCAUCAGGUUUUUUCCGAUUUCUUUGUCCCGAUUGUUCCACAAAAUAAUUAUUUCCAAACGUUUUACCGACGCCUUUGCCCUCAACCCAAGUAUCGUUAAUGGCUGGCAUUAGCAUGUGAUGCCCGCCUCCCCCAUGCCCACACCGGACACAGCUGGCCUCAGUUUAGGGUGAGGAAGCUCAAGUGGGAGCCAUAGGGGUGUUUUGUGCGCCUCGUCCCACUUGUUGUAUCGUUGGUCUCAUUUCCUUCCUAAAUGAGUGGGUCAAGCAUUUUGGGAUUUUCGAAGACCACCCUGAGACCUCCAGAGUCGGUGUCACCGCUCAAUUACUAAGUUGAGGGAGGGGCCAGUCACCCUCGUGUCCCGCUGCCCACCUGAGGCUCCGCACAUUCCUGGCUGUCCAGUCUGCCAGCUCAAAAUGACUCUGGAGGGUCUCGGUGGUCUUAACAUUUCAUGAUGCAG
Molecule: messenger RNA, 1844 nt
Organism: Polypterus senegalus (gray bichir)
Lineage: Eukaryota; Metazoa; Chordata; Cladistia; Polypteriformes; Polypteridae
Product: cilia- and flagella-associated protein 251-like
Exons: 2
Coding region: 705-1043 (112 amino acids)
Source: RefSeq, a predicted model, not a curated record